CACCUGUGUGUUAUUAGGUUGCAACAGUAUGGAUGAUCUACCUACGGAUAAAUAGAUCUAAAUGGUGACAGGAGUCUAAAAAUAUUUAUACUGAGAGAUUUUACAUUAAACAUCUUUAAGAAUGAGAGCCUCAGCAGUGGCACUUCUUAUUCUAUCCUUAGUUUAUGUUUCCUUUGCUGACAGACCCACUAGGUGGUGUGUAACCAACAAAGCUGAAGAGGUGAAAUGUGCUCAAUUGAAAGCAGAGCUUCAGAAGGCAGUGCAAGCGAACAAAACAUUAUCAGCUGUGUUACCAGAAGAUUUCCAGUGUAUCAGUGCACAAGAUGUCUUUUCUUGCAUGGAAUUGAUUGAAACAGAUCAGGCUGACCUGAUCAACUUUGACUCAGGUCUGGGCUACUAUGCAGGUCGGCAGCACAACAUGAUGCCUAUCAUGGCAGAGAAAUAUGACACAGCUACAACAACUGAUAGACCAUCUUUGUAUUCGGUUGCUUUAGUAGCUGUAGGCACCAGUAUAGAUCUGAGAUCUUUAAGUGGGAAUUCAGUAUGCUUUUCUGGUAUUGGAAUGGCUGCUGGCUGGGUUUACCCGAUUGGCACACUACUAAAGAACAACUACAUACAAAUCACUGAGUGUAAUGCCUUGGUCAAGGCGGUAGCCUCUGCUUUGGGUAAGAUGUGUCUGCCAGGCUCUUUGACAUCAUUUUACAAUCCUUAUGGAAACAACCCGACAUCAGUUUGUGAGUUGUGUACUGGACAGAAUGAAGAGUUCUGUACAACUAGUGACACUUUUGCUGGGUAUGACGGUGCCUUUAGGUGCGUGGCUGAGGGCAAAGGGCAGUUGGCAUUCGUCAGACAUGACAUCUUUGACAUCAUCCAGAGCCUUGCAAACAAUUCUGAAAUAUCUAGUAUCAAUGUAGAUCCUGCAAGUUAUCAACUCCUGUGUCCAGAUGGUAAGACUGCAGCUGUGACCGAUUACGCAACUUGUAAUUGGGGGCAGGUGACAUCAAAUGUCAUCCUGACAUCAGCCGUCAGAGAGCCUGACAUUGUCAAAGGUUAUAAAGACUUUCUAUUAACUGUUCAGCAGCUCUUUGGUAGAGGAGGCAGGUUAAGCAGCUCUUUUCAAAUCUUCAAUUCUGAGAGUUCCUACCCUGUGGACGUGUUCAAGCGAGUGUUUACUAGGAAGAACUUAAUGUUUUCAGACACAACACAGACUUUGAUUGAUAUUGGAACUGAUACCUACUACACAUGGGUCGGUGAUAUUUUCAAUGAUAUGCUGACUGCCAUGAACCGCUGUCCCUCUGAGGUCAUCCGCUGGUGUGUCACUUCCAUGGCCGAGAAGCUGAAGUGUGAGGACAUGAUUAUGGCUUUCAAAGCUAAAGAGCUUCAGCCUGAGAUGGACUGUCUGUAUGGGGGGAAUACAACUUCUUGUAUGGAAAUGAUUUGGAGAGGGGAUGCUGACCUGAUCAACCUGGAUGCUGGAGAUAUAUACAUAGCUGGACGUCGCUAUGGCCUGAUCCCUCUUGCAGCAGAAGAUUAUGGUGAUAUGACAAUGAAGUUUAAAGUUGUUGCUGCCGCUAAGAAAACAGACAAACAGACCACACUGUUCAAUAUGAAAGGUAAAAGAUCGUGUCAGCCGGGUAUUGGUCGAGGAGAUGGCUGGGUGAUUCCACUCAAUAUCUUCAUCGAAACUGAACAGUUUCUGCCUAAAGAUUGUACUAUUUUUAGAAACAUUGGUGAGCUCUUUUCUCGGAGCUGUAUACCUGGAUCUCUGGACACGGAGUACAAUCCUGGUGGUCGUCCAAUCAACCUGUGUGAAGCAUGUGGUGCAAAUGGUUAUCGAAAAUGCCAGCGUAACAGUGAGGAACAUUAUUAUGGUACCAGCGGGGCAUUCAGAUGUUUGGUAGAAAAUGGCGGUGACAUUGCUUUUGUUCGCCACCUGACAGUGCGAGACAACACAGAUGGCCGCAAUCAUGCCAUCUGGGCCAGGAAUCGAAGGUCUGACGACUAUGAACUGUUGUGCAAGGAUGGGCGUCGCCUUAAUGUGGACAGAUUUAAAGAAUGCCACUUAGGGGAAGUUCCAGCUAAUGCAAUAGUUACAUCAGCUGCCAAAACAGAGGAGCAGAAAGAAAUCAUCUGGAAUGUUCUGAACUAUGGACAACAGUUUUUUUCUUCAGACAUCGAUGGAGACUUCCAUAUGUUUGACUCUGGCAUCUGGUACAGUGACCUUAUUUUCACUGAUGCUGCUGUACGUUUGAUGAAAAUCUCACCUGAUCGUCAAAACUACAAGGACUGGCUGGGCGAAACUUUCAUCGCUCAGAUUGAGAACCUCCAUCGGUACACCUGCGUUAAUCCAGACAGUGCAGGAUUUCUUCGGCCAAGUUUUGUAGUUAGUCUGUUAGUAGUUUUGGUCUCCAUGCUUCUCAAACACUUAUAGCUCAAUGAACUUUAGAUUCAUGUCUCUCUCUUUCUGUUUUUUUUUUUUCAAUAAAUGUUAAGACACCUGACAUUUGGUUUAAGACUCUUUGCAAAACAAUCACUAACUUUAAAAAAUGUUGAAAAUAAUAUAAUAAGAUUAACGUUUACCCAUAUUCAGUCCAUGCAUAAUUUUAGUUUUGUCUGGUCUUAAGAAGUUGUUAGUUGUAUACAAAUUCAAUUAAUAAUUGAUUAUACUAUAUUUUUAUAAAUUUAAUUUGGAAAUGUUUCAAAUUAUGUUUUGAUGUUUCAAUUUUUGAAGCAAUCGCCAUCAAGUUAUUUCAAUAAUGUUUUAAGUGUUUACUGUGAAAAAAAGUUCCAGGAUUUUGCUAGCAGGCUAAUAAUAAACUCCACAUUUCUGUCUGCCUGAAGGUUUGUGUGUUGAUAGUAUUGUCCAGUAGAUUGAAUUAUUUACAUCGUAAAGUUACACAAGACAGUUCUUUGCUGCAUCCUUUAUAUAGUAGAAAACAAGAUCUUGCUUUCAAACGAUAUUUGUUUUGGAAAGUAAAUAAGUUUAAUGCUUUUUUAUUUUUAAAGAAAGUGCCUAUGAAGUCUGAUUCCUCACCUAAAUAUUUAACAAUUUUUCUGUUUAAUUAUCAACUUUCAGUGUUAUUAUUCCAUCUGUUUGCACAUAUGUACAUAUUUCAUUUUAUAAUUUUUUUUUUAUUAUUAUUAUAUUAUAAUGAAACAAAUGUAUUGUAUUCUUGUUAACCCCUAAUGUUUCAUUCCUUGGGUAUGUUCAAGGGAUGAUUUUUAUGUACAGAUAUAUACACUCGUGAGACUACAGUUUUAUGAGCCUUUUAGGCUGGUUUAUUUUUAGACCAUCGCAAAUGACGUCUGUAAUAAUGUAACUGUCAAAACAUUCCUGUUGAGAUCAAAGUAAAUGAUGAGCGAGUCUUGAGUUCUGCAUGGUUGUGUGGUGUGACAGUGAGCAAAGAGAAAGAUGGUAUCAUUGUGAAGAUGUGUGUAUGUGUUUGUGUAGAUGGUGUUUGGGCCUGGGAAGAGUGUGUUUGUGUGUUUUUUUAUCUAUACAAUUGAAUGAAAUCUUUUGUUUCUCAUAUAUUCACUAGUUUCAGUUUUAGAACUUCUUUGUCAAAAUACAUUCCAUAUUAUUAUUUUUAUUAAUAACUCUAUUUCUGAAAUUGUUCAACAAUCUAUUAUUGUGUACAUGAAUCAAGACUCAAAAUAAAUAUUUUUUUUUCUAAA
This is a messenger RNA of Biomphalaria glabrata, 3675 nucleotides long. Its product is annotated as melanotransferrin-like. Gene Ontology annotation, cellular component: recycling endosome; early endosome; plasma membrane. The transcript is spliced from 14 exons. Lineage: Eukaryota; Metazoa; Mollusca; Gastropoda; Planorbidae. The record is from RefSeq and is a predicted model, not a curated record. The coding region runs from base 122 to 2431 and encodes 769 amino acids. Gene Ontology annotation, biological process: iron ion transport.